AGUACUCUGUUGAGCUAGUUUUCUGUAUUUUAGUAUGUGAUUUGGAGCAUAUGAGUUUCUUUUGUCUCACCAGAUAACUAGACAGAAUGUAGCCUCCUGCGCCCUCAGCUUCCAUUCUCAUCUAUCACAUUUGUGAUCCUUAUGAUCUUUUUCCCCCUCUAUAUCUUUUAUGUCUUAUUCCCUCAGUCUCUUACAAUCUUUCAGACUGUUUGGGCACCCCCCAAGCAACCUGACCACUGAUUGUCUAUGAAUCAGUUCAUAUGUCAUUAGAUCAUUUUAUACAUUUUUAUGUUCAUUAUUGUGGUUAUAUUAAUCUAAGAUAUUUUUUAUGAAUUUGGGGUUUGUUCAUCAUCCUUAUUUCAAAGCAUGUACCACUGUUAAACACCCCUGUUAAACACCCCAAAAACUCAAACGUUUGUGUUUGAAAAUACAUGUCUGUUUGAGACGUCAGUAUUAAAAAAAUUGUGAGCAUUUAGGCACAGCAUCAGCAUUCUGGUAGAUCAGGGCUUUAUAUUACAUCUUGUUAUUAUAUUGUUAGACAUUUUGUAUUGUUACUGUACUUAAUAUACUGUAUUACUUAGGUACUGUGAGACAUUAUAAACAUAUGACAGAUUAUGUAGAAAUUUGUACUGUAGGAAGAAGGUUGAAGGUUAUUCUGUUACAUAAAUAUACAGGAAAUCCGUUUCCUGGCCAUAAAGAGCUCAAUUCAACCUCAGUUACACAGAGGUAGCAUGUGAGAGUAUGUGUGAAAUGGAGGAUUGAGGCGCAAAAGAAAAAGAAAAAAAGAGGAUGUCAUAUUACCAACCACACAGACUGAUGGAAUGGAAAUAUCUACACUGGCAUUGUUAAGCGGAGCUCUCUUGCUGUCCAUGGUCCUGCUGACUGGCCUGUGUCUUCACUGCAGAAGACACUCAGCACCUUUCAUUAUCCAGCCCAACCACGGUUCAGAAGACUACACACAACAAACACAACCAAUGCGAGUCAUUCGUUCAUAUCAAGGCACCAUCGGCACAAACUGGGUCACACAGUCUUCGACCCUUCUACCUGUUUCGGAACAAAUUGUGCGACAUAACUCUUUCACCCCUACUGAAAACGAAAGCAAUCCCAGUUAUGAAAAUCCUACAGAAGCUCAGUACCAGAACACUGAGGAUGAGGAUGAGGAGUAUGAGCAGGCAGCUGAUGCGCCCUACGUAGAUGUAUUACCAGACCCUCCUAUGAUUGAAACUCACCAGUCCAAUCAGAGUCUAGCCUCAACCCAGAGCUCAGAACCUCCAUAUGUGAAUAUUGAGAGAGAGCAAGAAAACUAUCAGAAUGUGGAUCCUCACCUUGGUAUGGCCUCCAGAUUGUAUUGUCUUGAAGACAGUGAUAAGGACAGUGAUGAAGAAACUGGCAAUUAUGUCAAUCAAGAUAUGAUGCGUUUAACUGAGACCGCCAUAUGAGUAAAUCAAUGUUGACACAGAGGAGGAAAUGGAUGAUUCACAAAAGAAGGAUUCACCUGUAGCAUGCUUUCUGUUCAUGGAAAUAUGGAACACAUAGCAUAUGUAUCUAUAUCAAUUAGUACUCAUUAGUACUACAUCAGAUGUCUGAUUUGCCAAAUCAUACUGAUAGUUGUUUGCUUGGUGUGAUGCUUUUUGGCAUCUAUUUAUAGAUCUCUAAUUGCCUUGGACCCUGCUAUGUUUUGUUCAGUAAGGAAACAGAUUACUGCUAAUGGUUUGGUACUUUGGUACUUACCGUAUUCAUAGGCCAUUUAUGAAUACCAAAUGGAUUUGUAUGGUCCAGGAUAAUUCCACAAGAAUACUGUUGACAGGCUGAGCAUUGUAUUCUUGUGGAAUAAUUUAGUAUUAGUAUCCGUUUAGUAUUAAAUAAUGGCUUAUGAAAAUGGUAAGAAACAAACAGGUGGAAGUAUAUCGAGAACCUAACCAACUCGUGUUAGUGUCAUCACUAAAAUCCAGAAUGUCUGGGUGAAUAAUAAUGUCUCCUAGAAUCUCAUAAUGACAACUUUGGAAGUCUGUAGCUAUAAAUGCUCAGAAAGUAAUCCUAUAACAAUCUCUUCCAUUGGUAACAGACAAUCCAGAGCAAAGACAAUAGCAACUAUUUUAGCAAUAAACUAUCCCCUUAGGAAGUUGGGCCGUUUUCCUUGAUACAAUUGGACCCAAUGGCCACACUGGGGCAACAAAUUAGACCAUGUUGUUUUAUUACACCCUCUGGUGGUAGUCAGUAUAGUAAAGAAACAAGAUGUGGGAGGGACUUCUGAGUAGCUGUUUUAAUGGAAAGAAAUUGCUGACAAAUUCUGAGAAAUUGUUUUAUUCACUUAAUGUAUUUGUAAUGUCUGUGUGUGCCUCAGGUAGGGUGUUUGUGCUUUUAUCUUGAAAUGUGUGGUUUGACAUUGAACUGUGAAACAGAA
This is a messenger RNA of Hypomesus transpacificus, 2404 nucleotides long. RefSeq lists its product as uncharacterized. The record is from RefSeq and is a predicted model, not a curated record. Lineage: Eukaryota; Metazoa; Chordata; Actinopteri; Osmeriformes; Osmeridae. Bases 822 to 1439 code for a protein of 205 amino acids. The transcript is spliced from 13 exons.